GGCAGCAUGCUAGGAAUGAGUAAAAAUAAAUUUAAAAGAAAUCUGGCUCAUGGUUUCUUAGGGAACUUGAUGACAAUUUAGGAAUAAAGCUGUAAACUGCAACAUCUCAAAUAUCAUGUAAAGAUGGAAACACUUGGCAGAGCAGUAAGAGUUGAUGUCUUCUGACUUUUAUAUCCUCUCAACCCCUUCCAAAGUCAGCUCCCUUCUCCUUACCGUAAUAACUUUAUCCCCAAAUGAACAGCUAUCACUGAGGGACCCUGGUGAGCAGCUCUCGGUAUUUCACUUGGAGAUGCCAUGUGACAUUCUUAAUUUCCUUUUACAGCUUGUUGGCAUCGGAGGAGUUGCAGUAUUAGCAGAUGAGCACGGUGAAAGUUCUGUAUGCCCCAGCCACUUCCAACAGGGAGAAUUUGAAAAAGGGCGCAUCUACACAUUCAUUGGAGAAGUCGUGGUCUCUGUGAAUCCCUACAAGUUGUUGAACAUCUAUGGGAGAGACACAAUCGAGCAGUACAAAGGGCGUGAACUGUACGAGAGACCUCCGCAUCUUUUUGCCAUUGCUGAUGCUGCUUACAAGGCUAUGAAGAGGCGAUCAAAGGACACUUGCAUUGUGAUAUCAGGGGAAAGUGGAGCUGGUAAAACGGAAGCCAGUAAGUACAUCAUGCAGUACAUUGCGGCCAUCACCAACCCCAGUCAGAGAGCGGAGAUUGAAAGAGUGAAGAAUAUGUUGCUUAAGUCCAACUGUGUCUUGGAAGCUUUCGGAAAUGCCAAAACCAACCGCAAUGACAACUCAAGCAGGUUUGGAAAAUACAUGGAUAUCAACUUUGAUUUCAAGGGGGACCCUAUUGGUGGACAUAUCAAUAACUACUUACUGGAGAAGUCUAGAGUGAUUGUGCAACAGCCAGGAGAAAGAAGCUUUCAUUCUUUCUAUCAGCUACUCCAAGGAGGUUCAGAGCAGAUGCUCCGCUCUCUGCAUCUCCAGAAAUCCCUUUCAUCCUACAACUACAUCCAUGUUGGAGCCCAAUUAAAGUCGUCUAUCAAUGAUGCUGCAGAAUUCAAGGUAGUAGCUGACGCCAUGAAAGUCAUUGGCUUCCAGCCCGAGGAGAUUCAAACAGUGUAUAAAAUUUUGGGUACUAUUCUUCACUUGGGAAAUUUAAAGUUUGUAGUGGAUGGUGACAUGCCUCUGAUUGAAAAUGGCAGGCUUGUAUCUAUCAUAGCAGAAUUGCUGUCCACCAAGACAGACAUGGUUGAGAAAGCCCUCCUUUACCGGACGGUGGCUACGGGUCGUGAUAUCAUCGACAAGCAACACACAGAACAGGAAGCCAGCUACGGCAGGGAUGCCUUCGCUAAGGCCAUAUAUGAGCGCCUUUUUUGUUGGAUUGUUUCUCGCAUCAAUGAUAUUAUUGAGGUCAAGAACUCUGACACCACCAUCCACGGGAAGAACACGGUUAUAGGUGUCUUGGAUAUCUACGGCUUUGAAAUCUUCGACAACAACAGCUUUGAACAAUUCUGCAUCAAUUACUGCAAUGAGAAGCUCCAGCAGCUGUUUAUUCAGCUGGUCCUGAAGCAAGAACAGGAGGAGUACCAGCGGGAAGGGAUCCCCUGGAAGCACAUUGAUUACUUCAACAAUCAGAUCAUCGUGGACCUCGUGGAGCAGCAGCACAGGGGCAUCAUUGCCGUCCUGGAUGACGCCUGCAUGAAUGUCGGCAAAGUCACCGAUGAGAUGUUCCUGGAAGCGCUUAACAGUAAAUUGGGCAAACAUGGUCAUUUUUCCAGCCGAAAGCUCUGCGCCUCGGACAAAAUCCUGGAGUUUGAUCGAGAUUUUCGAAUUCGACAUUAUGCGGGUGACGUGGUCUACUCUGUCGUUGGUUUUAUUGACAAAAACAAAGACACUUUAUUUCAAGAUUUCAAGCGCCUCAUGUAUAACAGUUCAAAUCCUGUGCUGAAGAAUAUGUGGCCCGAAGGCAAACUGAGCAUUACAGAGGUGACCAAGAGACCUCUGACUGCCGCCACCUUAUUUAAGAAUUCUAUGAUUGCUUUAGUAGACAACCUUGCAUCAAAGGAACCAUAUUAUGUACGUUGCAUCAAACCCAACGACAAGAAGUCCCCACAGAUCUUUGACGAUGAACGCUGCCGGCAUCAAGUAGAGUAUCUUGGACUCCUGGAAAAUGUGAGGGUGCGUCGGGCAGGGUUCGCCUUCCGCCAGACCUAUGAGAAGUUUCUUCACAGGUACAAAAUGAUCUCUGAAUUCACCUGGCCCAACCAUGACCUCCCUUCAGACAAAGAGGCUGUCAAGAAACUGAUUAAACAUUGUGGCUUUCAGGAUGAUGUAGCUUAUGGGAAGACCAAAAUUUUCAUUCGAACACCCCAAACACUGUUUACCUUGGAAGAGCUCCGUGCCCAGAUGCUCGUAAGGAUUGUCCUCUUUCUACAAAAGGUGUGGCGGGGCACCCUGGCCCGUAUGCGGUACAAGAGGACCAAGGCGGCUCUGACAAUUAUCAGAUACUACCGGCGCUACAAAGUGAAGUCGUACAUCCACGAGGUGGCCAGACGCUUCCACGGCAUCAAGACCAUGCGGGACCACGGCAAGCACGUGAAGUGGCCAGCCCCGCCCAGAGUGCUUUGCCGUUUCGAGGCAGCCCUACAGGCUAUUUUUAAUAGAUGGAGAGCAUCCCAGCUCAUCAAGACCAUACCUGCUUCAGACCUGCCCCAGGUUAGGGCAAAGGUUGCGGCUGUAGAAAUGUUGAAGGGUCAAAGGGCUGACCUUGGGCUCCAGAGGGCCUGGGAGGGCAACUAUCUUGCUUCGAAGCCAGAUACACCUCAGACCUCAGGCACCUUCGUCCCCGUUGCGAAUGAACUGAAACGGAAGGACAAAUACAUGAACGUCCUCUUUUCCUGUCAUGUCCGUAAGGUGAACCGCUUUAGUAAGGUGGAAGAUCGAGCAAUUUUUGUCACUGACCGUCACCUGUAUAAAAUGGAUCCCACUAAGCAGUACAAGGUGAUGAAGACUAUCCCUCUAUACAACUUGACUGGUCUGAGCGUCUCCAAUGGGAAGGACCAACUGGUAGUGUUCCAUACAAAGGACAACAAAGACCUCAUCGUCUGUCUCUUCAGCAAACAGCCAACCCACGAGAGUCGAAUUGGAGAGCUGGUUGGAGUCCUGGUGAACCAUUUCAAGAGUGAGAAGCGCCACCUUCAAGUCAACGUCACCAACCCUGUGCAAUGCAGCCUGCACGGGAAGAAGUGCACCGUCUCCGUGGAGACACGGCUCAACCAGCCGCAGCCCGACUUCACCAAGAACCGCUCGGGCUUCAUCCUCAGCGUGCCGGGCAACUGAUGCGCAGGGAGGUGGGGCCAUCCGAAGCCCGCCCGCUAGGCUCCACGCUGGGAGGGGCCCCCACCUCCCCUGCGGCCCCUCCCCGAGGCCCACCCCCUGCUUUCUGCCUUUGGCCUCCGUCUUCCUCCGUCCCAACUGUCCGCAGACCCCUCAGCAAACCAAAGACCCCAUGUCCUGCCCAGCCCCUAGCCACCGCCCCACCCCACCCCCCACCCCCGACUACAGCUCCCCUGCAGUCAGAGAAGGCCGCCCGCUGCCAGGCCAGGUCAGCCUGCCUGACCCCGUGACCAGCAGCUGGCCCUGCAAGGCGAGGGCUUGGGGAGCCCGGAUGCAGUUUCUAGCCAAAGCCAUGCCCCCGGGUCGGGGGAGGUUUGGGGGAGAUGAGCUGGGGAGGUAGCCCUGCUCUCUCCCUGGGCCCAGCUGCCCUCUCCCCAGGGUGAUGGCAGCCCCAUGCCCUGGCUCAGGGAGCUUCUCAGAGCUCCUCGUGGACCCCCUCCCCACCAGCAGCCAGCCAAGACCACCAGGUGAGCAGGUUCACCUGUAGGGCCAGCCCCUCAGCCCAGGAGCCAAGGGCCGGCAGUCUGUCCUGCCCAGAGCCUGCCCCCAGCCCCGCGGCCACCUCCCCAGAGAGCGCAGCACAGGGGAUGCUCCAGGGAUCAUCUUACUUAACCGCACAGCCUGGGCCGUGGUUGUCCUGCACUUACUUUUGCAGUUUGCUAAUCAGAUAUCAUGUCUGCUGUGCCCACACUCGUGUCAGGAACGCUAAUUAAUAAAAUAGAAUGGGGGGUGGGGAGCAGGGGAGCAAUCCGGGGUUUGGAAGUUGCCCCUCCAAACACCUCUGCCUCACACUCACGUGGAGAACCAGGACUGGGGUGGGAGGGCCUGAGCCCCAGGAACUUGGGGAAGUGGAGCGACAGAAACAGUGCGGGGAUCCUGGCACUGCAGGCCAGGCCAGGAGAGCCGCCGCCUUGCCAGUCCCUGCCCGGCAGAGAGCGCGUGUGCUCCAGAUGCUUCCGGGACCACCCUCCUCUGAGGCUCAGCCGAGGAGGACGCCACACACCCCCUGGGCAGCCCGGGCCUCCCGGCCUGGAGCCUUAGAAAAAGGAAAGACUCAGGCACCCCGUGUGGUCAGGGGGCUGAGGGUGAGCCCACGCCCCAGGAGGAGCCGAGCAGGACGUCAGAGAGGGACGUGCUGACGUUUUCUCCGCUUUCUGCCAGAGGCUCCCCCUGCCACCCCGACCCCACAAAGCAUACCAGGUGCCACCUCCUGUGCCUGCCACGUCCCCCUGGCCGGCUCCCAGGUGGUCCCAGCAGCUUGGUCUCGCGCCUGCCCCACCCCUGCUUCCCAGGGCUCGAGCACAUUCUCACCCCGUGCAGUGCACAGCAAAGAGUCCCGCCGGCAUCCUGGCCUUGGAAACCCAUUCAUCCUCCAAGCCUGGUCAGCUGCCCGCACAGGACCCCGUUCAGCAGCGCCCAUAGCUUUGCCAAUCGCCUUGACACUAUCGAUCCAUCUUAACUGGAACAUCACCUCUCCUUUCCACUCGUUUCCCCAAACUUGUUGCUUUACUAGAUACAUGGAAAUGUAUGUUUUAGACACACCAAAAAGAACAUGCCAAACAAGUGCCGUUCAGAGGCUGGAGAGGACGGGGGCUGGAGUCCUGCCCUCCCACCUUUUGGUGUCGCCUCUGGUCCCUGAGCCCUCAGCCGGAGCACCACCGCCGUCCACAAGCACUUUUUCAUGAUGUCCUACAGAAAGUCACAGUGUGUGGCAACUGAAGAAAGAAUUUCGGGUGUGAUCACAGCGCUGAGGGGAAGGCAGGAGGACACAGUGAUUGUAUGCGAUGAAGUGUUUCUCUUGAUUUAAUUAAAUGCAGUUUUAUGGUUUGGUGCGUAUAUUCCUAUUUUCCAUUAAAUUAACUUUAUUUCUAAAGCAUAUUUUGAUUUAUCAUCAAGAGCAAUAAAGCAUUAAAUCUUACGUUUAAAGGUGU
This is a messenger RNA of Delphinapterus leucas (beluga whale), 5319 nucleotides long. The record is from RefSeq and is a predicted model, not a curated record. NCBI's taxonomy places the organism in Eukaryota, Metazoa, Chordata, Mammalia, Artiodactyla, Monodontidae.